CUAAUGUUUCCAGGGGUCCCCUGGCCACUAUAAGGGUCCUAGAUAGUGUGAUAUACCGAACUUGAUUUAAAUUCAGUUAGCCUAGCUCUCCCAACUGUAAACGGUCAACUAUCCCCCAUACCCCAUUAAAGUCUCAACGAGCCCUUUAAAAGCUCCCACCCCAUUCUUGAAAGUAUCACCAACAAAACCAAAAUCAAAAUCAAAAUCAAAAUCGAUUACUUUUAUUGCAUUGCAAAUUGCAAUUCCCAAAUCCCAAGCAAGCAUGAAGGUCACUGUUAUCACUCGGAGCGGUAGAGAAAUCAUCAAAGGCGGCCUCGACCUCAAUCACUCUGCUACGGUGAGUGAUCUGCAGGAGGCUAUACAUCGACGAUGCAAAAAAUACUAUCCUUCAAGACAGCGUAUUACUCUACCCGUCCAACCUGGAUCCAAAGAAAGACCUGUUGUUCUGAAUCCCAAAAAAAAAAUUGAAGAUUACUACGAUGGAAAAUCAGAUCACUUGACUGUAAUAUUCAAAGACCUGGGUCCACAGGUCUCCUACCGUACACUCUUCUUCUGGGAGUAUUUGGGGCCUUUGAUAAUCUAUCCAAUAUUCUACUACUUUCCAGUAUAUCAGUACUUUGGUUAUGGAGGGGAGCGUACCAUCCACCCGGUUCAAACAUAUGCCUUGUACUACUGGUGCUUCCAUUACUUCAAACGUAUUAUGGAAACUUUUUUUGUGCAUAGGUUUAGCCAUGCAACUUCACCUCUAUCCAAUGUGUUUCGGAACUGUGCAUAUUAUUGGACUUUUGGCUCACUCAUUGCAUACUAUGUUAACCACCCAUUAUACACCCCAGUGAGCGACCUACAGAUGAAGAUUGGGUUUGGAUUUGGGUUAAUAUGUCAAAUUGCAAACUUCUAUUGCCAUCUUAUUCUGAAAAGCCUUCGCAGCCCUGAUGGAAGUGGGGGAUAUCAAAUCCCACAUGGGUUUUUGUUCAAUAUUUUGACCUGUGCAAAUUACACCACUGAGAUUUAUCAGUGGCUGGGCUUUAAUAUUGCAACACAAACUGUUGCUGGUUCUGUAUUCCUUGUGGUGGCUGCUUUUAUAAUGACUAAUUGGGCCCUCGCAAAGCACCGUCGCUUGAAGAAGCUUUUUGAUGGGAAGGAAGGAAGGCCAAAAUAUCCACGGCGAUGGGUGAUUCUGCCUCCAUUUCUGUAAAAAUUAAAGAAUACUUACCAUAAUUGGACCACAGGUAAUGGUGUUAUUUUAAGAAUGUUCAAGGACACAAUCUUUUUUUUUUGGGUAAUCAUUCCGUCCAAAGUCAUUUCCUUAGUCUGAUUUAUUUAUUAGACAAUUGAAAAAUGUAAGUAGAGCCAUAGGAAUGAUUAACUAUGGCUGGACCUCCUUUUCAUAAAAAUUGUGAUGAGCUCUUAAUGUUCAAUUUUGUUGUUUUGGAGGAUUCUUUCUGUAUUGUUGAGAAUGUAUUGGUGCUACUUAUAUUUAA
This is a messenger RNA of Quercus robur (English oak), 1481 nucleotides long. Its product is annotated as very-long-chain enoyl-CoA reductase-like. The transcript has 4 exons. The coding region runs from base 263 to 1195 and encodes 310 amino acids. Lineage: Eukaryota; Viridiplantae; Streptophyta; Magnoliopsida; Fagales; Fagaceae. Gene Ontology annotation, biological process: very long-chain fatty acid biosynthetic process. Gene Ontology annotation, molecular function: oxidoreductase activity, acting on the CH-CH group of donors. The record is from RefSeq and is a predicted model, not a curated record.